This is a messenger RNA of Manis pentadactyla (Chinese pangolin), 1127 nucleotides long. It is a transcript of the gene ERICH1, whose product is annotated as glutamate rich 1. The record is from RefSeq and is a predicted model, not a curated record. NCBI's taxonomy places the organism in Eukaryota, Metazoa, Chordata, Mammalia, Pholidota, Manidae. The transcript is spliced from 4 exons. The coding region runs from base 16 to 483 and encodes 155 amino acids.
GGUCGCGAGACGUGCAUGGCGGCGUUGCGGAGGCACGUGUUUGUUGAAAAAGUGCUGAAGAGACUUUUUCCUAAUGUUCCAUGUGGCCAAGAAAAGAAGGCAUCAGUGACUUUAGCCUCCAAAAAUCCUCAGGAGAAAGUAGAGCCUAAGGAGGUGACAGGCAGAAUCACACCUCCCCAGACAGUCGGCAACACCAGGACCCAGCCCGAGAAGCGGCACUAUACUGCAAGUUUGCCUCCUCAAGGCCACCUUCCCACUCCGGGCCUGCCAGGGCCCCGCAGCCACACCAGCUCCCAGAGCUCCUCCAGCAGUGAUGGCCCCGCAGACAGGCAAGCGCCACUUUCUUAUGAAAGCUGCUGUGUGUGUUCCAAAGGCUGUGCACCUUUGGCCUGUGACACGGGCAGGCCCACCGUAGGUUAUGGCAACGAGAAGCCGUCCUCCUUGGCAGCCGGCCAGUGGGAAGUGCUGAGCAGCCUGAUGUAGCCCGAGAGCUCAUUUCUCUGGCAGGAGCCCAGUUCCUCUUGCCACUUGGCACAUCUGCAGGGAUGCUGUGCUCUGUGAGGCUUCAUGACCCAGUACAGUGAGGCCAGAGUCCCGCUGGGCCGCUGGGACGAUAAGUACAUGGUCCUCCGCUUACACUGAUCAGUCAUUUCCUGAGUGGAUCGCAUCGCAGGAUCCUGGAGGUUCGGGCACCGCUAGUGGAAAUACAAGAUGAGAGGAUGCCCCGCCCUUCCCAUAGCACCACGAACUCGUCCAAGCAGCUGGCGGGAAACAGGUGCCGCUUAACUUUUAGAAGAAAAUGUCCACCAUGUCCCCCACACACCUUUUCUCUGGGUGCUCGUGAGUAUACACUGGCCACCAACUUACACAUGGGUGCGCUCUCCAGCUCCUGUCAGAAGUGCACCUGGGUGGUGAUAAGGGGCGUGGUGGAGGGCACACCAACCGUCCAGUCCACUAGGCUGUGUGAGGGCUUACUUGUGCCGGGAGAUCAUGGGAGAGCUCUGUAUUGAGCAUCUCAGGACUUCAUUUUGUGUGUGUGUGUUCAUUUUUAGUGUCGAUUAAUUAAAGGCAUGGAGAAUGUUUUUUCUUUUUAGUUUGGCAUCACACAGGUUGAGCAGACUGUCAGU